Molecule: messenger RNA, 2436 nt
Organism: Lemur catta (Ring-tailed lemur)
Lineage: Eukaryota; Metazoa; Chordata; Mammalia; Primates; Lemuridae
Gene: PLD5
Product: phospholipase D family member 5
Exons: 10
Coding region: 127-1551 (474 amino acids)
Molecular function (GO): catalytic activity
Source: RefSeq, a predicted model, not a curated record
GGUGAUACGUUUGUGCCACAUGAAACAGUCUCUGCUUCCAAAGGCGCCAGUGGCUGAGGGAGGCAGCUCAUCAGCAACAGCUCCUGGCUGCUGGACUCCGCAGGGAGGGAAGGAAGAUUGGCCGCAAUGUCCCAGCAGAAGUGCAUCGUGAUCUUCGCCCUGGUGUGCUGCUUUGCCAUUCUAGUUGCGUUGAUAUUUUCCGCCGUGGACAUCAUGGGAGAGGAUGAGGAUGGACUCUCAGAAAAAAAUUGCCAAAAUAAAUGUCGAAUUGCCCUGGUGGAAAAUAUUCCUGAAGGCCUUAACUAUUCAGAAAAUGCACCAUUUCACUUAUCACUUUUCCAAGGCUGGAUGAAUUUACUCAACAUGGCCAAAAAGUCUAUUGACAUAGUGUCUUCCCAUUGGGAUCUCAACCACACUCAUCCAUCAGCAUGUCAGGGUCAACGUCUUUUUGAAAAGUUGCUCCAACUGACUUCGCAAGAUAUUGAAAUCAAGCUAGUGAGUGAUGUAACAGCUGAUUCAAAGGUAUUAGAAGCCUUGAAAUUAAAGGGAGCCGAGGUGACGUACAUGAACAUGACCGCCUACAACAAGGGCCGGCUGCAGUCCUCCUUCUGGAUUGUGGACAAACAGCACGUCUAUAUCGGCAGUGCCGGCUUGGACUGGCAGUCCCUGGGACAGAUGAAAGAACUUGGUGUCAUCUUCUACAACUGCAGCUGCCUGGUCCUAGAUUUGCAGAGGAUAUUUGCUUUAUAUAGCUCAUUAAAAUUCAAGAGUAGAGUACCUCAAACCUGGUCCAAGAGACUCUACGGAGUCUAUGACAAUGAAAAGAAAUUGCAACUUCAGCUGAAUGAAACCAAAUCUCAAGCAUUUGUGUCGAAUUCUCCCAAACUCUUUUGCCCUAAAAACAGAAGCUUUGACAUAGACGCCAUCUACAGUGUGAUCGAUGACGCCAAGCAGUAUGUGUACAUCGCCGUCAUGGACUACCUGCCCAUCUCCAGCACAAGCACCAAAAGGACUUACUGGCCAGACUUGGACGGGAAAAUAAGAGAAGCCUUAGUUUUACGAAGCGUUAAAGUCCGACUCCUUAUAAGCUUCUGGAAGGAAACGGAUCCCCUCACAUUUAACUUUAUUUCAUCUCUUAAAGCUAUUUGCACUGAAAUAGCCAACUGCAGUUUGAAAGUUAAAUUUUUUGAUCUGGAAAGAGAGAAUGCUUGUGCCACAAAAGAACAAAAGAAUCAUACCUUUCCUAAAUUAAAUCGCAACAAGUACAUGGUGACAGAUGGAGCAGCUUAUAUCGGAAAUUUUGAUUGGGUGGGGAAUGAUUUUACCCACAACGCGGGCACUGGCCUCGUUAUCAACCAGGCAGAUGUGAGGAACAACAGGAGCAUCAUUAAGCAACUGAAAGAUGUGUUUGAAAGGGACUGGUAUUCACCUUACGCCAAAACCUUACAGCCAACCAAACAGCCGAACUGCUCCAGCCUGUUCAAACCCAGACCCCUCGCCAACAAAACUGCCACCUCCAACGCGAAUGGGAAGGAGCCCUGGAGUGUAUAAUGUGAUCAAACAAACUGAUGGGGACAGCUCCGUAUUUCAUAUUUAUAUAUAAAGGACUUGAGGAGAGAAAACCAAUUUAAUAUGUCUUUUUUUUUUUUAGGGAAAAAGCACACUUCUAAAAAUAUUCUCCGAACGACACAUAAUAUCUAUCCAACACUAUCUUAGCGUCCUGCACACUGAAAAGUAAGAACUUUUGUAUUUGUUAACUUCUGACGGAGAAUCUCAUUCUGGCUGAGAAGUUAGUUUUUACGUUUGCAUACAAAUUUUAAGACUUCGAUUCCUGUUCUUUUCUAGUUUUAGAACUUUUUCUGCUGACCCCAGCCGGUCAGUUCCUAGGAAGCUUAGCAUGAGAUGAGCUCUUCAACGCCAUUCUGAGAACUGAUUUAGAAGGAAGUUUUGAGGGUUUUGCCUUGGAGAAGAGACUGAUAAACCAAGUAUUUAUCCUUGUAAACUAUCUCCAAGCCCUAUGCAGUCAUCAAAGCAUGAACAGCUUACAUCUCAUGCCAGCUUUUAACACUCUUGAAAAAUAGCCUUUUCUGUCAUCUUGUUCAUUUUCUUCUAAUACCAUAGAUUUUAUUUAGUAUCAUUUUCUCGUCUCACAAAAUGUUCCUGUUUGAUAGCGUGCCUAUAUUCACCUCUACAUUAGCCCUAAGUAUGGUAACAUCUUUUGAAAAGGUAUCAAUUUCUCAGAAUGGAUGCAAAAUGGAAAUAGCGGUCUUUAAUUUUCACCUUUCAACUGCAUCUUUUCCCCUGCCGGAUUGGUAUUUUUAAAUCACAGUCAGCAAUAUGUAUCCUUUGUCUCAAACUCAGAGAAAUUAUGUAGCCACCUGCUAAUAUCCAGCAAGCUAUGAAGUCUGCAUUUUGAGAAUAAAGUAGUUUUUCACA